AUGAAGGCUUUCAUUCUUCUGGCUCUGUUCGCAGUGGCAUAUGCUGCUCCCAUCGAGGAUGACAAGAUUGUCGGAGGCUACGAGUGCAGAAAGAACUCUGUGGCCUACCAGGUCUCUCUGAGCUCUGGCUACCACUUCUGUGGAGGUUCCCUGAUCUCCAGCACCUGGGUGGUGUCUGCUGCUCACUGCUACAAGUCCCGCGUCCAGCUGCGUCUUGGUGAGCACAACAUUGCUGUCAAUGAGGGCACAGAGCAGUUCAUCAACUCUGCUAAGGUCAUCCGUCACCCCAGCUACAACAGCCGCAACCUGGACAAUGACAUCAUGCUGAUCAAGCUGAGCAAGCCCGCCUCCCUGAACAGCUACGUCCGCACCGUGUCCCUGCCCUCCAGCUGUGCCGGCUCUGGCACCCGCUGCCUGAUCUCUGGAUGGGGCAACACCAGCGGCUCUGGAAGCAACUACCCCAAUCAACUGAGGUGCCUGGAUGCCCCCAUCCUGAGCGACAGCAGCUGCAGGUCUGCCUACCCUGGACAGAUCACCUCCAACAUGUUCUGUGCUGGAUUCCUCGAGGGAGGCAAGGACUCCUGCCAGGGUGACUCUGGUGGCCCCGUGGUGUGCAACGGUCAGCUGCAGGGUGUGGUGUCCUGGGGUUAUGGCUGCGCCCAGAGGAACAAGCCUGGAGUCUACGCCAAGGUCUGCAACUACAACACCUGGAUCCGCAACACCAUGGCCUCCAACUAA
Messenger RNA from Cyclopterus lumpus (lumpfish), 738 nucleotides. Its product is annotated as trypsin-3. Bases 1 to 738 code for a protein of 245 amino acids. Lineage: Eukaryota; Metazoa; Chordata; Actinopteri; Perciformes; Cyclopteridae. Gene Ontology annotation, biological process: proteolysis. Gene Ontology annotation, molecular function: serine-type endopeptidase activity. The record is from RefSeq and is a predicted model, not a curated record. The transcript is spliced from 5 exons.